AAAUUUAUCUAAUAAAAGCUACAGGAAAUAUAACAGCAUAUAUAUCUAUAUCGACAAGUUAAUUUUACGUAAAUUGUCGAAAGUAAUCGUAACACUUCCGUUAAAAUUUAGAGAGUUUAGAGUUAUCAUUCCGUUUGCUCGUUUACACCAAUUUAGAAUAGAAGUAGUUAUGCGUCUUUUAAUUUAUCUCAUGGGCUACACUCUAGCUAAUGUAUUAGCUAUUUUAGAAAGAGAACUUCGCUCAGAUCGUCAUAGGAGGUACUUGGGUUUAGGGAGAAGGUUUAAGAUUAACCGCCGAUACCAGGAAUGCGUAGGACCCGGCGAUUUACCGGGACAUUGCAAGCAUCCCCUUUUUUGUGCUAUGAAUGUCGUCGGUUCGUCGAAAAAUCCCGUCGAACAUCUUUGUGUCAUAGAAAAAACGUUCGUGGGGGUUUGUUGUCCAGAUGACAUCUUGUUAAGUAAUAUAGUGGGUUCCCGAAUUAUUAUGGACCUUCCUGCAGGAGGUGAAGAUUACGAUGAACAGCAAAAUUUCACAAUGGGUUGCGGAAUAUUUAUAGAUGAAAAACCUCAGCAAUCUAGCGCGAAAGAAUGGCCCUGGCUGGCGUCUUUGUAUGACCCAGAAACUAGUAAACCUUUUUGCGGUGGUGCCCUUAUUACAGACCGACACAUAUUAACUGCUGCACAUUGUACUGAAGGGAGAACACCCUCAGAUAUGAGGGUUCGCCUGGGCGAAUAUGAUUACGCAAGGCCGGAUGAAACACGUGCUCGAAAUUUCGAAAUAUCCGAAAUAAAGGAGCACGAAGAAUUUGAAUUGUCAACGUACUUUAACGACAUAGCUAUUUUAACGUUAACCAACGCUACAGGAUUUAAUACCUACAUUUGGCCCAUUUGUUUGCCUCCGCUUAAUAAAAACUACGUUAACGAAACGGUCAUUGUAGCCGGAUGGGGACAAAUAUCAUAUUCGGGUAACACAUCAAACAUUCUAAGACAGGUUGAGAUUCCCGUUUGGGAACAUGAAAGAUGUGCCGAUUCUUUUGUACAAACAAUUAAUGAAAAAACCAUCUGCGCUGCAGCGUACGAAGGCGGUAGAGAUUCUUGUAAGGGCGAUUCUGGGGGACCACUUCUUCAUCAGUUACCGAAUGGACGAUGGGUUAUAAUCGGUAUAGUAUCGUGGGGCAUUGGUUGUGGACAAAAGGGACAGCCGGGGAUUUACACACGCGUUGACAGUUACAUUCCUUGGAUUCUAACUAACACCAUUGCGAAAUAAAUCAUUUCAAUUAAUGAUAUUAACUUUAUUUAAUAAACCUUCAUAAGACAUAAUAACGAAAUAAAUAUGAAACAUGUUAAAAAUAAGUGAGAUAAAUAAUUUAAUUAAUUCUCAGUAAACAUAGUAACUAACAUAAUUAUAUAACUCUUUAUUUACCUAUAUGUAACGGCAUAAUAUAACUUUAUAGACUAUACGAUACAAUUUUUGUUAAAAUACUUAUCUUUGGUAAUAUUUGACUUAAUUUUUGUACUAAGUUGACAUGUAUUGUAAAUAACCGAAUAAAAUUAAACAGAAAGAAAGUGAAGAGUAACAGGUAACAUCA
This is a messenger RNA of Agrilus planipennis (emerald ash borer), 1589 nucleotides long. Its product is annotated as trypsin-1-like. Lineage: Eukaryota; Metazoa; Arthropoda; Insecta; Coleoptera; Buprestidae. Gene Ontology annotation, molecular function: serine-type endopeptidase activity. The record is from RefSeq and is a predicted model, not a curated record. Bases 170 to 1267 code for a protein of 365 amino acids. The transcript is spliced from 7 exons. Gene Ontology annotation, biological process: proteolysis.